AUGGGGCAUUGCUGUAGCAAAGGCGCCGUCAAAGAAGACGUUAACACUGGAUCAAUCGCGGGUGUCAACUACCAGAAUGAGCGUCCAAGUCGGAAACCGCCGACUCCCGCUGGCGACACUCCGGUUCACUCUUUCACCGGUAGUCCAUGGCAGAUCCCGUUCCCGGAGGGAGUUGGGGCUACUCCUUCACCGGCGGGGACACCACGACGAUCAAUGCUGAAGUGGCCGUUUCCACCUCCGUCUCCGGCGAAACCAAUCAUGUCGGCGAUACGGAAACGACGGGAGAUAAAAAAGGAAAAAUCGAAGAUUCCAGAAGAAGAAGGGAAGGAAACAGAGAUAUCAUUGGAUAAAACUUUCGGGUAUUCUAGAAACUUCCGAUCAAGAUAUGAGUUGGGGAAGGAGGUGGGAAGAGGGCAUUUUGGUCAUACUUGUGUAGCUAAGUGUAAAAAGGGAGCUCUCAAGAACCAGUCUGUUGCAGUUAAAAUUAUAUCAAAAUCUAAGAUGACAACGGCUAUAUCGAUCGAAGAUGUUCGUAGAGAGGUGAUGUUAUUAAAAGGGUUAUGUGGGCAUCAACACAUGGUGCAUUUCUAUGAUGCAUUUGAAGAUGAUCAGAAUGUGUACAUAGUAAUGGAAUUGUGUGAAGGGGGGGAGCUUCUUGACCGGAUAUUAUCCAAGGGUGGAAGAUAUACCGAAACCGAUGCUAAAUCGAUAGUUAUGCAAAUUCUGAGUGUAGCUUCAUUUAUUCAUCUUCAAGGAGUUGUGCAUCGUGAUUUAAAGCCAGAGAACUUUCUUUUUAGCACAAAAGAUGAAGCUUCUCCAAUGAAGGUUAUCGAUUUUGGUUUAUCCGACUUUGUUAGACCAGAUCAAAGGCUGAAUGAUAUUGUCGGCAGUGCAUACUAUGUUGCACCUGAAGUGCUUCAUAGAUCGUAUAACGUUGAGGCUGACAUGUGGAGUAUCGGGGUUAUAACGUACAUAUUAUUAUGUGGAAGUCGACCCUUUUUUGCUAGAACUGAAUCGGGUAUAUUCCGUUCAGUGGUAAGAGCUGAUCCAAAUCUUAACUGCUCGCCUUGGCCUUCCGUGUCUCCGGAAGCCAAAGAUUUCGUCAAAAGACUCCUUAACAAGGAUCAUAGAAAACGAAUGACCGCGUCUCAAGCUCUCACACAUCCAUGGUUGAGAGAUGAAAACCAUGAUGUACCAUUGGACAUUCUGGUCUACAAAUUGGUCAAGUCGUAUGUUCGAGCCACGCCUUUAAGGCGUGCAGCAUUGAAGGCUCUCUCCAAAGCUUUGACAGAGGAUGAACUGAUAUACUUAAGUGCCCAGUUUAAUCACUUGGAACCAAAAGACGGGUGUGUUUCACUCGAUAAUUUCAAAACGGCUCUUGUGAAACAUUCCACUGCUGCUAUGAAAGAAUCGAGAGUGCUUGAUAUCUUGGAGAAGAUGAAGCCCCUAUCGUAUACUCAAAUGACGUUUGAAGAGUUUUCCGCAGCUGCAAUCAGCCCGCAUCAACUCGAGGCUCUUCAAGGAUGGGAAGCUAUCGCAAAUACGGCUUUUCAGUACUUUGAACUCGAAGGAAACCGCACCAUUUCUAUAGAAGCAUUAGCACAGGAAAUGAACGUGGGCGAAUCUACUCAUUCGACACUGAAGGAUUGGAUACGGAGCAGUGAUGGAAAACUCAAUUUUCUUGGAUAUACGAAGUUUUUGCAUGGUUUGUCAAUUCGUAGUUCCAACACGAGACAACAACAAUAA
This is a messenger RNA of Cynara cardunculus var. scolymus (artichoke), 1746 nucleotides long. RefSeq names its product CDPK-related kinase 4-like. Bases 1 to 1746 code for a protein of 581 amino acids. Gene Ontology annotation, biological process: intracellular signal transduction; protein autophosphorylation; peptidyl-serine phosphorylation. Lineage: Eukaryota; Viridiplantae; Streptophyta; Magnoliopsida; Asterales; Asteraceae. Gene Ontology annotation, cellular component: cytoplasm; nucleus. Gene Ontology annotation, molecular function: calcium-dependent protein serine/threonine kinase activity; calcium/calmodulin-dependent protein kinase activity; ATP binding. The transcript has 10 exons. The record is from RefSeq and is a predicted model, not a curated record.